AUGAAGCGACUGAACAAAUCCUUGUUCUCUCCCAUUGCUCAAAGCUCGUCACACCAUAACGCAUCGUUCAUCAAUGGUGUUCAGGCUCUUUGCAGCAAUCAACUCAGCAACUUUUCAAUGUCAUCUUCUCACUCAUGUGGAUUUAUUUCCAUCAUGUCUCCUCACGAAUCCAUUGCUUCAAAGCAAGAAGUAUCCAUUCGAGGAUCGUCAUCCUCAUGGGAAGAACGAAUGAAGAAAGGUCUUCAAAGUAUUAGACAUCGAGGACCAGACAGUUCUCACAUUUGGAUUGAUCCACAUCGUGGAGGUAAAGUGGCUCUUGCUCAUGCUCGACUCUCCAUAAUUGAUCUAAAAGGUGGCGAUCAACCUCUCUCCAACCACGAUCAAACCAUUCAUGUGGUCGUGAAUGGAGAAUUAUAUGAUUAUGAAAGAAUUCGUUCAGAUCUCAUGAAUCGGUGUGGAUACACUUUUAAAACACAUUCCGAUAGUGAAAUUGUUCUCGCUCUGUAUCAAGAGUAUGGAUUAGAAAUGUUCAAACACUUGAGAGGAGAAUUUGUAUUUUCAUUGUGGGACUCGAAGGCUGGAAUAAUGAUUGUUGCCAAAGAUCGUUUCGGGAUUAAACCCUUGUUUUAUACGAAGGAUGAAAAGAGUGGAGCUGUGUUAUUUGCCUCGGAGAUGAAGGCUUUCUUUGAGAUGGGAAUUAAGUGUGAAUGGGAUGAAGAUUCAGUGGUGUAUCCAGGUUCCUAUGAUCAGCGUACACUUUUCAAAAAUGUUUAUCAAUUUCCUCCUGGACACUAUGCCAUCAUUGCUCUCCAUGAUGUGAACAUGAGACAACUUUUAGAGGAAUCGAUUCGUCAUCGUUUGAAAGCAGAUGUUCCUGUUGGUGUCUAUCUUUCGGGUGGUAUUGAUUCAUGUGCUGUGUUGGGUCUCUCCAACAAGAUCUUGAAAGAACAUUUCAAAUCAAACGGUUCCAUUGAUGCUUUUACAUUGUCCUUCAAGGAUCAUGUUGCUUUCGAUGAGGCGUCCAUUGCUGCAAAACAAGCUCAACUCAGUGGAGCCAAAUAUCACGAAAUUCCAAUCACUCAACAAGAGUUGGCAGAUCAUUUCGAAGAGACAGUCUAUCAUUGCGAAAGACCAAAUAUUCAGACGAGCUUUAUUGCCAAGUUUUUAUUGUCAAGGGCUGUUCGUGAUGCUGGCUAUAAGGUAGUGUUAACUGGAGAAGGAAGUGAUGAAACCUUCUGUGGAUAUCCAUGGUUUAAGAUUGAUUUACUGAACGAUAGUCAAGCAUUGGCCAAACACGAUCGUGAGGAAAUUGUGAAUCUGUUGCUCGAGAAGAAUAUUGGUUUUAGAUACAUGUUUAAAUCAUUCUUUGCAUCUUCCUCAGAAAAUUCAAAACCGGAUCCUGUGAAGAAACUUGUUGGAUUUCAUCCAUCCUUCCUCUCGGUGUCAUUGGCCUCACAUUACGAUCAGUUUUUGCAUUCUCAUCUUGUUCCAUCCGAAGAGGAGAAGGAAGCCAUGUUGAGAUAUCGUUUGCUCAAUUUAGUGGAUGCUUCAGUGACGGAUAAGAUGAAACACAAAUGGAAUAAUGUCCAUUCCAGCAUGUAUUUGUGGGCGAAAACACUCUUUCAAAACUUUAUUCUCGUGCAUUUGGGAGAUCGAUGUGAAAUGGCUCACUCCGUCGAGGGUCGAGUGCCCUUCUUGGACCACCAUCUCGUCGAGUAUGUGAAUAACCUUCCUCUAAGCCUCAAAUUAAAAGCUGAUCUCGACAACAAAGUACUGGUCGAGAAGUAUGCAUUGCGCGAAGCUACCAAAGAUGUUCUCACUGAGGAGGUAUAUCAACGCAUUAAGCACCCAUUCACUUCACCACCAUCGACAUGGAAUAAGAAUGGUCCUGUGUAUCAGCUCUUCCAAGAGACUUUGAGAAGCUCAGAAUUUGAUAAACAACCAUUCUAUGAUCGUAAGAAGGUCGUUCAGUUUUUGGAUACCGUUCACGAAAGUCAAGAUCCAACCACGUUGCAGGCCUACGAUGGAACCUUAACACAUUUGACGUGCUUGGCAUUUAUUCAAAAGAGAUUUAAUCCUUCUUUGCCUUCACCUUCUACAACAACAAGAUGGCCUUAA
Naegleria lovaniensis is the source of this 2118-nucleotide messenger RNA. RefSeq lists its product as uncharacterized. Bases 1 to 2118 code for a protein of 705 amino acids. Gene Ontology annotation, molecular function: asparagine synthase (glutamine-hydrolyzing) activity. Gene Ontology annotation, cellular component: cytosol. The record is from RefSeq and is a predicted model, not a curated record. NCBI's taxonomy places the organism in Eukaryota, Heterolobosea, Eutetramitea, Acrasida, Naegleriidae. The transcript is spliced from 6 exons.